This is a messenger RNA of Colletes gigas, 7780 nucleotides long. RefSeq names its product serine/threonine-protein kinase mig-15 (gene msn). Gene Ontology annotation, biological process: protein phosphorylation. The transcript has 21 exons. NCBI's taxonomy places the organism in Eukaryota, Metazoa, Arthropoda, Insecta, Hymenoptera, Colletidae. Bases 580 to 4530 code for a protein of 1316 amino acids. The record is from RefSeq and is a predicted model, not a curated record. Gene Ontology annotation, molecular function: protein kinase activity; ATP binding.
AGAGAGUGGUAAGGGGGGAGAAAAGAGGCGUGCAGUAAGCAGUAAGACAGGACGUAGAACGGCCGUUGCCGUUGUGUUUGGGCUCGGCUCGGUUCUGCCGCUUCCGUUAUGACGAUACUAUCCAGCGCUUGGCGCUGUGACCGGGCAAUAAGUUGUUUGUGAUUAUGCGUAACUGACGUGACUAUAUUUUAUGAAAAAUCCAGAAAAAACGUGAUGGAGGUCUACAUGGUUUUCGAAUUUAAUUGGUGAAUUGAUUCAUCGUUGAUCGUUAAGAGUUCCCGUACGCCAUGUGCUAUUGCCACGCGCGUUUCUUCUCUCUCUGGACUAUUCUCGGUUAAAUUUCCAUAAAAAUAUCGCUGGAUCGUUUAAACAAGAAUUAUCACUUGUGAUCAUAGUGUUUCAUGACAGUGUAAUUGUGGGAAGAUACAUUUCUCUUUCACCACCUCUGCAUUUUUGGUCCUGCUUGUAUCGAGAGCCAGAACGUGAACAACAACGGGAGACGUAGAAAAAAGGAUAGACGGCGAAUUCUGCGAGCUCUAAUACAAGAGAUAACGCGAGGAGCGCAAGUGGUGUAUCAAGAUGGCGCAUAAUUUGGCACCGAGCGUCAACUGUUCGCUCGACGACAUUGAUCUAAACGCUUUGAAGGAACCUGCAGGUAUCUUUGAGCUGAUUGAAGUAGUUGGUAAUGGAACAUACGGUCAAGUUUAUAAAGGUCGACAUACCAAGACCGGUCAGUUGGCAGCCAUUAAAGUUAUGGAUGUUACAGAAGAUGAAGAGGAAGAAAUCAAAUUAGAAAUAAAUGUAUUAAAACGGUAUUCGAACCACAGAAAUAUAGCAACGUAUUAUGGUGCCUUCGUGAAGAAGUCAUCACCUGGAAAAGAUGAUCAGUUAUGGUUGGUUAUGGAGUAUUGCGGAGCUGGCUCCGUUACGGAUCUUGUCAAGUCAACAAAGGGCCAGAGUUUAAAAGAGGAAUGGAUUGCUUAUAUAUCACGAGAAAUAUUGAGGGGACUUAGUUAUCUUCAUAGCAAUAAAGUUAUUCACAGGGAUAUCAAAGGGCAGAAUGUCCUGUUAACCGAUAAUGCUGAAGUUAAGCUAGUUGAUUUUGGCGUUAGUGCACAGUUAGACAGGACAAUAGGUAGAAGAAAUACAUUUAUUGGAACACCGUAUUGGAUGGCUCCAGAAGUCAUAGCCUGCGAUGAAAAUCCGGAUGCCACAUAUGACAAUAGAAGUGAUCUUUGGUCACUCGGUAUCACUGCUUUAGAAAUGGCUGAAUCACAACCUCCGCUUUGUGACCUCCAUCCGAUGCGGGCUUUAUUUCUGAUCCCACGUAACCCGCCACCGAGACUGAAGUCGAAAAAAUGGGCAAAGAAAUUCCACGGUUUUAUCGAAACAGUGCUAGUAAAAGAUUAUCAUCAACGACCGUAUACGGAACAGCUUCUUAAACAUCCUUUUAUCCGGGACCAACCAACCGAACGACAAGUCAGGAUACAACUCAAAGAUCAUAUUGAUCGUUGUAAAAAACGUAAACAAGAAAAAGAAAGGGACGAUUAUCGAUACAGCGGAAGCGAGAAUGAAGAAGAUGAGCCAGCAUUGGCUGGCGAACCGUCGUCUAUCGUUCAAGCUCCUGGUGGCGAUACAUUGCGUAGAAAUUUCCAGCAAAUUCAGGAGGGUAGGACUCUAACACAAGAAGUAGUUCCUCAACCACCUGCUGCUAAGGAAAAACCGAGUGGCAGAUCUCAAAGAGAUAUACCUGAACCAGGGCCACCUGCACGACCUGCCAUUCCUCACAGACUAAUCGUAGUUCCAGAUCCUCAACCACCGUCUCGGCCAUUACCACCGACACCCAGAGACGAUCCACGACAACCGCAUAAAGUUUCUACGCCGCCUUCCAAUCAUCAACCACCCGUUGCUGUCAGCGGUAGUGGAAGCUCUGGUGGACAAUCCGCCUCUCAAAGAAACAGUCACGUGUUUAAACCAAUGCUGCCGCCAAGGAGGCCGGAGGACUUGGACAUGCUGGCCGCUCAACUCAACGAGCUUGGUGUGUCACAGGGCCCAGAGGCCCCGCCAAGGCCAAACAGACAGCAUAAGGGCCCUGCUGCAUCAUCAACAUUGAACUCUGUUCAACCGGCAAGCAGUAACGAUCAAAACAACAAACAGAUGCCGCAGUCUUCUAGUAUUCUUGAUCAAGCUUUGUCUGUUGAAAGUGAUAGCGACGACGAUCUCGAAGAUGCAGGUGGAAACAAUGUGAGGAACGAUGGUACUCUGCUUGCAAGCGACCCACCGAAACCUUUACCCGAAUUUUCUCCUUUCAGACCAUCUACAGAUCCGUCGUCGAUGUCUUCGCAUAAUGUUCAGAACUCACACCACCAAGGUAAGUCUAAAGGCGGUGCACCAAAUCGACCACUUCCGCCAACGCCUGAUGAGGAAGAAUCAGAUCGUACACUAGUCAUGAAACGGAAACUUAGUCAGAUGUCAGACGAUCGCGCAGCGGCUAGCAGCAACCGGCGCUCCGAGGCAGACGAGCAGCUUCUCCUGAAGGAGUGGGAUUUCACCCGCUUCUUCCAGGGUUUUAACGAAAGGUUGGAUAAGAUGAAACAAGAACAUCCGCAAGAGGCGGCCGAUACGAAUAAGUCCGGUAGCGAGGAUCUCUCUUCGUCGUCUACCGAGAGAACGUUGAAGAGACAGCAACAGUUGUCGCGUAGGAAGUACGAAAACCAUCAGCAAGAACCGCAGCAUCAUCAGAAACAGCAACAGCAGUUAAAGCCGGCGCACAGGCGACAAGAAAGCGAUUCGAAGCUUGGCAAUACGUCCAGCGCUUUUGCACGUGCUUUUCGCCGUGAGAAUUCAGAUUUUUUUCCUUCCGCGAGACACUCUGCAUAUUUACAGAAGUCGGAUUCUUCAAGGUCGAGUAUAUUCGCAAGUGGCAAUCGCCGCGGAAGUGAGAUAAGCGUUGCCGGUAUCGCUGGUAAAAAGGGCAAUGCUGUCAGUACCGGCGAACCGGUUCUUACAGACUUCUCUUUCGACUGUGAUGGUCUUCAGAGGCCUAGAAGAGAAAAGACAGAGAGCGAGAUCGUUAGGAGACACGGGACCAGAAGGUUCGACUUUGGACGCGAUAAAGAUGACACAACGAGGAGACGCAGUUGUAGACCAUCAGAUGCGGUUUCUGCCGCAGUUGACGAAGCAGGAACUAUUAAAUCUACGGCCAGUACAACGGCUAGCGAGUACAGCCCCAUUGUCACUCAGAACCGAGAAGGUGGCGAUCGGCCAAGAGGCGGCGGCGGAGGUGAUUUCCAGAGGUCAGACUCAUCGCCAGGGUCACGGCCAAGCUCUGUUCUGCCGGAUCUUCUCACUUCGUCCCCGAGUCAACGACAGGACAAGUCAACCAGCGAGGAGUAUCGGCAAGCGGUUAAAUCACCACCUCCGUUUGCGCUUCAACAGAAGCAGAGAUCUUUUCUCACGUUUGGAUUCGGAGCUGGUCCGGCCAGGAGGGAAUCUCACGUGAACGUUAACGUAACGCCGACCAGCCACGACCUGGCAUCCGACACGCCCGAAAUACGCAAAUAUAAAAAACGUUUCAACAGCGAAAUACUCUGCGCUGCACUGUGGGGAGUAAAUCUAUUAAUUGGCACCGAGAAUGGCCUUAUGCUGCUAGAUAGAAGUGGUCAGGGUAAAGUUUAUCAGUUGAUAAGUAGAAGACGAUUUCAACAAAUGGAGGUCCUCGAGGGUCAAAACAUUUUGGUCACAAUUAGCGGAAAGAAGAACCGGGUACGAGUGUAUUAUCUUUCGUGGCUCAAGAGCAAGAUUUUACGAACUGACGGACACAGCGACCAAGUGGAACGACGUAACGGUUGGAUCAACGUUGGCGAUCUCCAAGGGGCGGUACACUUCAAAAUAGUCAAAUACGAGAGAAUAAAGUUUCUCGUUAUCGCGCUGAAGGACUCCAUAGAAAUUUAUGCAUGGGCACCGAAACCUUAUCAUAAAUUCAUGGCUUUCAAAUCGUUCGGCGAACUAGCGCACAGACCACUUCUCGUGGAUCUUACCAUAGAGGAAGGUACACGAUUGAAAGUCAUCUAUGGCAGCGCUGAUGGCUUUCACGCUGUUGAUUUGGAUUCUGCAACGGUUUACGAUAUUUAUCUACCAAAACAUACUCAGGGUCCUAUUUGUCCACAUUGCAUUGUCGCAUUACCCAACAGUAAUGGAAUGCAGCUACUGUUGUGCUAUGAUAACGAAGGUGUAUAUGUGAACACUUAUGGUAGAGUUUCCAAGACGAUGGUCCUUCAAUGGGGUGAAAUGCCCACGAGUGUUGCCUAUAUUGGUACAGGACAAAUAAUGGGCUGGGGCAAUAAAGCGAUUGAGAUUAGGAGCGUAGAAAGUGGUCACCUCGAUGGUGUAUUCAUGCACAAGAAAGCUCAACGGCUCAAGUUCCUUUGCGAGCGUAAUGAUAAGGUAUUUUUCUCGUCAGCAAAAGGCGGAAGUUCGUGCCAGAUUUACUUCAUGACAUUAAAUAAACCUGGCAUGGCUAACUGGUGAUCCCGAAUGUGGCCAAAUCUGGCCCCAACAUUAUCUUCGCGUAUAAUGAUACAAAAUCUAUUGCGUGUAUCAGGAUAUAUAUCUUUGAUAACUCGUUCUUCACUGCCAAGAUUAAACAACGCCAUGGAAAACAGAAAAUGUUUUCAGCGGAGUCAAUAUCAUUCUCAAUUUUAUUAUAGUCGCCGUCGUCAUCUUCGCCAUUGUCGUCAACAUUGUCGCUAUCAUCAUCAUCGGCAUCGUCACCAUCAUCGUCAUCGUCACCGUCACCGGCUCCGCCAAUGACAUUGUUAUCGUCAUCGACAUCAUCAUCAGUACCAUCACCAUCACCACCACGACCAUCAUCGUUUCCUUCGGCAAGAUCAUUAUGGUCUGUAUCAACAUUUUUGCUCGAGUAAUUAUACAUUAAUUCAGGAAAACGUAACCUAUGGCGAGGAAUCCCGACAGAAUUUUUCAACAAUUUUUGCAGAGUACACAAGGGACACUGAUAUUUGUAAAUCUUCUUGUAAAGAAAUUUCUGUGCUUUUUUAACCGUUUAUUAUUCGUAAUACAGUUUAGCGUGUGAAAACGCACGUAGAUUUUUUUAAACGAUGGUUCCUUCCUCACACCGAUGUCCCUUUUCAUAAAAGAGAAUAUAAAGUAGGAUCGAAGUAUAUGCACAAAAUUCAGUUACACUUUUUUGAUAAGAUCUAUUAUCAUUUUAUCAUUGCCCGAGUAUUUUCAACACUAUGUAUUUGAUCUUAAGUCUUGGAAGGUUUGUCAAUUUCGCGAGAAAGCAUUAAAACAGUAUGACAUUUUAAAAGUAAUAAUGAAUUGGUCGUGUUAAAUCCAAUUUUUAAUGCGAAACAAUAAUUUCUUGGCCAAGUACGCGUAGAUGACUAAUUGCCAGCGAAUCGUGACAAUAUCGUUGUACCGUAUUGUUAUUGUAGACGCAAGGACUUGCGCAAUAUCGAUGAUUUGAUUUGUAUAAACAAGAAGACCUUCCGAAAUAAGUUUUUAAUAAGUGACUAAACUUUUUUAUCAUAACAGUAACUACAUUAAAUGUCUUGGUUGCUCCAAGCACAGACGCGCGUGCAAAAUAUGAUAUGAAUGAAUGUUUGCGUUUUGCACUGAAAAAGAUAUUAUAGAGAAAGCGCGCGCACGUGAGUGAAAGCGAGAUUAAUGGAGAAUGUACAGUGUAUGUUUUUUAAAAUUAUUUUCCAUUGAAUCUUGUAUUUUUUUAUAAAGGCAUUGGACGUAAUUUCAAUUUAUUUGAAAGUGAUCGCUUCCAUGGAAUACAGUUAAUUGUAAUUACGUAUGUUAUCGCAUGAUGUUUUCGUUAGGAGAGUCUUCUGAGUGAAGAAUGUUCGUUCGUUUCUUUUCUUUCUUUGAUGACAAGGUAUCGAAAGAAAAUAGCGGUGAACUGAAAUUAAAGAUGAGGGGAAUAAUUGCUGAUGUUAUUAAUUGUAUAGUUCAUAGUAGUCAAAGGACUUAUACGUUGAUUCCUGCAAUUCGAGAUGACGAUGAUGAUAUGGCGAUAUAAUGCAUGGCGUCGGAUAAAUUGCAUUAUUACAAUUAAUAGAUUUAUAUUAAGAUUUUUUGACACGUAUAAUGAUAAGAAUGCAAAAAAAAAAAAAACAUUUUCAUUUUUAAGGUAUUUACAAGUAUAUAUCGUACGUUUAUUUUACACUUUCUUCUUUGCGAAAGAUGUUCGUACUGGUAUAGUCAUGGCGUCGUUUAUUCUUGACGAUUAAUGUAGGCGAACGCAAAAACGCCUUCAGCUUUUAUAAAGAAUUUAUAACUUGAUAAGGCAAUGCGCACAGGAAAAGGAUGGUCUUCCUCUUCCUACUUCUUAUUCAUUUAAUGACGUAUGCGAAUCAAAAAAAAAUUUAUAAUUUCGCAUAUCAAUGCAUUAAAACUUAACUCGUAAUAGAAUAGUCUUGCCGAUUGUGUUGGACUAUCUUAUGACUGACUAGAUUUGACUCGCGAGAUUUAUAACUAAAACAGAGCAUAGGAACAAAUUCUAGCGUAUUUGAAGAAGUUGUUAACGUUCUGACUUAUUUACUAUUUAGCAACACAUACUACUAUGAAUGGUCGUAAGAUUUUCACAGAACUUUCUGCUAAAUAUAAUUUUAGUUUGAACUGUUCAACAUAUAGUCUGAAGAUAUUUCUCAAGAUAUUUUGCAUUGUAAUAAUAAUCCAAUUUAAAUUGCAUUUUUCAAGGCCAUAUGCUCCCUAUAAUUGUGUUUUUACGAUUCAUGUAAAUUUUAAAUAUAUUAUGAAUUGCGUAUUGUACCAUGUAUAUUAGACAAAAAUAGUUCAUAUUUGCAAUUUAAAAUGUUGUACAAUCAUGAACAAUUAGUUGUAGAAAAUUGUUGAAUAAUUUUUGAGUACGAAUUACAAGUCACAUUUUCUCUUUUUUAUACCAAAAAAACUUAUCGAAUACAUGUUUGUCCGUAUAUCGUUGGAAAUAAGGAGUAAGAAAUUUGUAGCAAUAAUACGUUAACGAAAGUGAUUUUCGAAUUUUUUAAAUAAAUACGUGAUGUGCACUCAUUUAUUUAUUUGUAUAUAAAUAUAUGACGUGAUAUGUGAUAAACGGAUAAUACGACAUGCUCAUUUGUUCUCAAGCAUGCGUUUCAAAGCUUUUUACGGAUAUAUUAAAAUAGAAUGGUUAAUUUACAGAUGCUAUAAUAAUUUGCAAUAUUUUGAACGGUAAGACGUAGUAAAAUAGAUUCGGUUCAAGUAGGUGCAAAGAGGAGGACGUCCUACAAGUGCAAUGAAAGACUGUUUUUUGAAUGAGAAAAAGAUUUCUAUUCUGCUGAAAUAGAAGAAAAAAAAAAAGAACCUAGAUCAAGAAGCGAGCUUCGAGUGCGCGCGCGUGUGUGAAUAAAAGAGAGGGAGAAUAUUCGGCGAAUGAACUACAAGUAUGGACGAUUAUUUACGAAUGACACGAACUCUAAUAUUAUAACAGUAAUACUAAUUACUAUCUUAAACAGAUUCACGAAUUAAUUUUUUGUGCAAGAAUUUUUCUUAUUCCUUCGUCUCUUUCGGUUCCUUUGCGUACUUCUAUGUUCCAUCCAUUAUCUUUACUUGAUCGUCUUGCACAUUAUUUCCCAAAGAUGGUAGUGAUGAUUUCUUAAUAUUAUAAUAAUUAUUAUUGCUGUAGUUUAUGAUUGCGAUUAUUAUAUCUAUCCGUAUGUCAUUAUGACCAUCAUCAUGCGGUGUAUUAUGAUUAUAAUGAUUAAGAUUACUACUAUCAUUAUUAUUAGUAAAG